AUGCGUACCACAACCACCAUCAGCUCAAUCGUGCUGCUCCUCGCAUCGUCCUCCCUCGCCUGCGACAUAUCCCACCUCACCAAACGCUCCAGCAGCACCUCCCCCUGGUCCUACGACACCCCAACCCACUGGGCCGACGACGACCAAGCCAACAUCCUCUGCCACGACGGCAUGCACCAAUCCCCCAUAGCCCUCACCUCCCAAUCAAUGGGCGGUCCUCACAUCCCUCUGUUCAACUACGAAGGCGACUGGGCCGGUCAAAUCAGCAACACCGGCCACGGGAUAAAAUUCGUAGUCGAUCGGCCCGAAGGAGACAACACUGCUCUGCCAUCGCUGGAUUUUGAUGGCGAGAGGGUUUAUCUGGAUUCUUUCCAUACGCAUGUCCCGGCUGAACAUGUGAUUGAUGGGGAUCGGUCUACUGGGGAAAUGCAUUUUGUGCAUGUUGAUGCGCAGGGGAAUCCGAAAGCUGUUGUUGCGUUCCGGUUUGAUCCGAGUUCUGGGUCGCGGAAUGUGACGAGUACGUUCUUUGAGCAGUUUGGACAGUUCCCGGCGCUGGAGGAGCAUGGAUCUCAUAAGAGAAGUGUGAAGGGCUGUCGGCCGAGUUUAGCGCUCCAUGAGGUUGCUGAGUACCACAGCUAUUGGUCGUAUAGUGGCAGCUUGACGACGCCGCCGUGCUCAGAGGGGUUGAGAUGGUUUGUCGCUAGGGAUGUGAUGGUAUUGGGAGAUGAGCAGCUGCAGGCAUUGGUCAACGUUAGCCACUACUCUGCUAGGCCGACACAACGUUCUUGGCUCCAUGACGUCGGGAAGUAG
Fulvia fulva is the source of this 810-nucleotide messenger RNA. Its product is annotated as Carbonic anhydrase. Bases 1 to 810 code for a protein of 269 amino acids. The transcript has a single exon. Gene Ontology annotation, molecular function: carbonate dehydratase activity; zinc ion binding. Lineage: Eukaryota; Fungi; Ascomycota; Dothideomycetes; Mycosphaerellales; Mycosphaerellaceae. The record is from RefSeq and is a predicted model, not a curated record.